AUGGGCAUUUUAAAAACUCAUCAUGGACCAGUGCCUAAAACGUCUACCGUAAUGACUUCUCCUGUUACAAUCAGAACCCCAAAAGACUUUAAGGUCCCUACUUUUGUAACAAGGCCAGGGACAGAAAUAAGCCCACACUCAGAGGAAAUUCCCUUGAGACCGAAAUAUACAAUAGAAGAAUAUUCAAAGCUUCAAAUAGAAGUUGCUACGCUAAAGAAGUAA
This is a messenger RNA of Oikopleura dioica, 222 nucleotides long. NCBI's taxonomy places the organism in Eukaryota, Metazoa, Chordata, Appendicularia, Copelata, Oikopleuridae. The record is from the annotation of a GenBank genome assembly.